AUGGCUGCAGACAGAGCCAAGGAGAUCCCUGAAAAUGGAGCCAAGAAGAAGAGGAAAAAGUGGUACAAGAGAGUCAUGAACACAAUAAUCCCGACAGCGUGUCGCAUGCGGAGUUCUGACCUUCCGGAGGAUAUAGAGAUAACAGCUGAAGACAUUCAAAAGCUGAUAGAGGACCAGCAAUACCAGAACGCCAGCCAAAGGUUGAUCAAGUUGGAACACAAAAUUUUCAGUAAAUCGGAAGAGCCAACAUCGGAAGAGAAGAAGGAGCUGGGCUCUCUAUAUGAGAAACUGAAGGCUGCAGUAUUUCAAGUCAUAAAAGAGUCCCUCACCAGCACGGACGAGGAAUCGCUGCAGCAGGCUGUUCAGGCUAUAGUAGAGCAAGAAACAGAAGAUUCACAGCUUAAACCAGACUUGAACAAUAGCAACAGGUCACGGCCGGGGAGGUGGAUGGAGGCGUGGAAGGAGUGCGUCAAGCAGAAUGUGGAGGAGCGGCUCAAAAACCUACCCCAGAAGAAGAGACCAAAGGAGUCUUCUUCCUUCAUCUCCGUGAUAACUGAUCUAGCACUGGUGUACAAGACGGACCUCAUCCACGUGGUGAAAGAUCUCAAGAAGUGCUACCCAGAGCAAUUUGAUGUCUGCAACACCUAUGCCCAGCAUUAUCACCAGAUCAUGAAGAUGCAGAUAGAACAAAUCACACAGUUUGAGAUGUUAGACAAGGACAACUACAUACUUCUGUGCUGGGUGCAAAACCUGUAUCCAAAAUACAAAAACCAGUUUGCAGAAUAUGUAGAGAAAAACAGGAACCAAAUCUUCUACAGAGCAACAUGUAUCACGCACCUAAACUGCUGCCUGUUCUUCAGACAAUUUAUAAAAGGCAAAGAAUCAAAGUUAAGUGUGAAAGAGCGUCUUGACAUGUUGUCACUGCUUCUACAGCUGGAAGAUACCAUUCACAAUGCUCUGCUUCGAGAUCUUUUUGCGGACCUAAAGGCUAUGUUUAAAAAGAUGUCCCAGGGAUCCUCUCCGUUCAGCUACUCGACUAUGCAAACUAUCAUUAGUGCAUCGGAGGAUUUCUUCUUGAUCCUAUACAUUUUCUCGACUGUGUCCCUUCCAGUAUUCUCUGGGAAAAUCCAUCUGUACCUGGUCAAAGAGCACCUGUCACGAAUCCUGAAGAGGAAAGCCAGCAAUAAAACCAUAAAGCAGAUGCAGACUUUGUCUAACCAGAUCCGGGAGAACGCAGAUCUCAUCAAUGCAUUCUCAGUUUCUUAUCGCUCAUGUGAAGAUUGGCUGAAACCUGCAUUACCAAAUCUUGCAGAAAUAAUUGAACUUCAGGAUCUAAAUGCAAUUCAGCUGCAAGUAGCCAAAUUUGUUGAACUCUAUCCAGAUAUUCGGAACAAGCAAAUUGAAGCAAUUCUGUACAUGAAGGGGAACCUCAGCAGAAGCGAAGUCAAGGUAGUCCUGAAGGCGGUGGACUCCUUGGAACGUAAAAUUAACGAAAAACACAAACUUUUCGUGUUAAUUUAA
Nanorana parkeri is the source of this 1521-nucleotide messenger RNA. Its product is annotated as tumor necrosis factor alpha-induced protein 2-like. Bases 1 to 1521 code for a protein of 506 amino acids. Gene Ontology annotation, biological process: exocyst localization; exocytosis. The transcript has 8 exons. The record is from RefSeq and is a predicted model, not a curated record. Gene Ontology annotation, molecular function: SNARE binding. Gene Ontology annotation, cellular component: exocyst. Lineage: Eukaryota; Metazoa; Chordata; Amphibia; Anura; Dicroglossidae.